This is a messenger RNA of Cadophora gregata, 330 nucleotides long. RefSeq lists its product as uncharacterized. NCBI's taxonomy places the organism in Eukaryota, Fungi, Ascomycota, Leotiomycetes, Helotiales, Ploettnerulaceae. The record is from RefSeq and is a predicted model, not a curated record. The transcript has 3 exons. The coding region runs from base 1 to 330 and encodes 109 amino acids.
AUGACUCUCGCUGACCUUCAACGGCAAGAUUUCACGACGGCCAAGAAGCAAGAACUGCCUUUACGAGAGGCAUCAAUGAUUCACCUCUAUUUAUGGAGAAAAGCCAUGCUUCAUUAUUACCCUCAUAAGUCUACCUACAGACAGAUUAUGAUACGGUCAUAUUCGUGGCCCGCCAGCUACUGGAAGCCACAUUUCAACCCUCACAGAAAAGCCUGGCCUGCAAGUCCUUCCACCUCAACCUACCAGAUAUUUGACUCCCCAGGCGGCUCCCUCACCAUCUCCUCACCUUCCCACCUCUAUCCGCCCACCCCCACACCACCUACAUUCUAA